Molecule: messenger RNA, 846 nt
Organism: Knipowitschia caucasica
Lineage: Eukaryota; Metazoa; Chordata; Actinopteri; Gobiiformes; Gobiidae
Source: the annotation of a GenBank genome assembly
AUGUCCGCGGCCCCUGAGGCCCCUGAGCCCCCGGAGGCCCCUGAGUGUACACGCUCCUCCACAAAGACAUCACAACUGCGCACGCGUCUGGGGCUUUGUGCUGGGGCUCGCGCGCUGUGCUGGGAGGGGGCACGGGGGAUCGGGGGGGGACCUCACGGGGGUACAGGGGGCGAACCACAUGGUGAUGGAGGAGGUGAUGGAGGAGAGGAUGAGGAGGUGCUGGAGGAGGUGCUGGAGGAGGUGAUGGAGGAGGUGAUGGAGGAGGUCCCUGUGAGUCAGUAUCUACAGGUCCCUGUGAGUCAGUAUCUACAGGUCCCUGUGAGUCAGUAUCUACAGGUCCCUGUGAGUCAGUAUCUAGAGGUCCCUGUGAGUCAGUAUCUACAGGUCCCUGUGAGUCAGUAUCUAGAGGUCCCUGUGAGUCAGUAUCUAGAGGUCCCUGUGAGUCAGUAUCUAGAGGUCCCUGUGAGUCAGUAUCUAGAGGUCCCUGUGAGUCAGUAUCUAGAGGUCCCUGUGAGUCAGUAUCUACAGGUCCCUGUGAGUCAGUAUCUACAGGUCCCUGUGAGUCAGUAUCUAGAGGUCCCUGUGAGUCAGUAUCUAGAGGUCCCUGUGAGUCAGUAUCUAGAGGUCCCUGUGAGUCAGUAUCUAGAGGUCCCUUAUCUAGAGGUCCCUGUGAGUCAGUAUCUAGAGGUCCCUGUGAGUCAGUAUCUAGAGGUCCCUGUGAGUCAGUAUCUAGAGGUCCCUGUGAGUCAGUAUCUACAGGUCCCUGUGAGUCAGUAUCUAGAGGUCCCUGUGAGUCAGUAUCUACAGGUCCCUGUGAGUCAGUAUCUACAGGUCCCUGUGUUAUAA